Messenger RNA from Verticillium alfalfae VaMs.102, 1404 nucleotides. RefSeq names its product carnitine O-acetyltransferase. Lineage: Eukaryota; Fungi; Ascomycota; Sordariomycetes; Glomerellales; Plectosphaerellaceae. The transcript has 2 exons. Gene Ontology annotation, biological process: carnitine metabolic process. The coding region runs from base 1 to 1206 and encodes 401 amino acids. The record is from RefSeq and is a predicted model, not a curated record. Gene Ontology annotation, molecular function: carnitine O-acetyltransferase activity. Gene Ontology annotation, cellular component: mitochondrion; peroxisome.
AUGCACGAGGUGAACGGCAAACAGCUCAAUGCAAGCGAACUCGAACAGCAAUUCAACAAGGUCUACGAAUCCGCUCAGCGAGCUCCCGCUCUUGGUGCUCUGACUAGCGAAAACCGUGAUGUGUGGGCCGAUGCACGCCAAACUUUGCUUGCAGCGCAUCCCAAGAAUGCUGCAGCCCUUGAGACUAUCGAAUCUGCGUCGUUCGUCGUGUGCCUCGAUGACGCCUCUCCCGUGACGCUUGAGGAGCGUGCCCAUCAAUACUGGCACGGAGAUGGCCAGAAUCGCUGGUUUGACAAGCCUCUUCAAUUCAUUGUCAACGACAACGGCACGUCUGGCUUCAUGGGCGAACACUCCAUGAUGGAUGGCACCCCUACUCAUCGCUUAAACGACUACAUCAAUGAUCUCAUUUUCAACAACAAAAUUGACCUCUCCAACCCCGCUAUCCGCUCUAACCUGGCCGAUCCUCAGCCAGUCAAAUUCGAGAUCACCAAGGACGUCCAGACUGAGAUCGACCGUGCAACCAAAGACUUCAACGACGUUAUCGGCCAGCACGAGCUCGCCGUGCAGGCCUACCAGGGCUACGGCAAGGGAUUGAUCAAGAAGUUCAAAUGCUCUCCAGAUGCCUACGUUCAGAUGAUCAUCCAGCUGGCGUACUUCAAGAUGUACGGCAAGAACCGCCCCACGUACGAGUCCGCUGCCACCCGCCGUUUCCAGCAGGGUCGUACCGAGACUUGCCGCACGGUUUCUGAUGCUUCAACCGCCUGGUGCCGGUCCAUGGCCGACGCCGAGUCGACGGACGCGACUCGCACUGACCUGUUCCGCAAGGCUAUCGAUUCGCAUCUCGAAUACAUCAGUGCCGCGUCAGAUGGCAAGGGAGUGGACAGGCACCUGUUCGGUCUGAAGAAACUAUUGGGACCUGGUGAGGAGCUCCCGAGCAUCUACAAGGACCCAGCGUACACAUAUUCCGCCACGUGGUUCCUCUCGACCUCGCAGUUGAGCUCUGAGUUUUUCAACGGAUACGGUUGGAGCCAGGUUAUUGACGACGGAUUCGGUAUUGCGUAUAUGAUCAACGAAAACAGCAUCAACUUCAACAUUGUGUCGAAGGGUCUUGGCAGCCAGAGGAUGAGCUUCUAUCUCAACGAGGCCGCUGGUGAUAUGCGUGAUCUCCUCAUAUCGAGCAUUGAGACACCCAAGGCUAAACUGUGAGAGGCCCGUGAAAUUCGAGAAGAUGCCGGAAGAUGAACAAACGGAGAACAUAGUGUAGGAUGACGGAAGGAUUGGCCGGACAAGCAGCGUAUGCCAAUUGUGCAUUCUGCGUACAUGUACUAGAGAUUAGGGACUGGCGCAUCGCUCAAGUUGUGUUGACAAUAGACUACAUACUGCCAACCCAGCCAGACAACCUUC